Messenger RNA from Paralichthys olivaceus (Japanese flounder), 1995 nucleotides. The record is from RefSeq and is a predicted model, not a curated record. NCBI's taxonomy places the organism in Eukaryota, Metazoa, Chordata, Actinopteri, Pleuronectiformes, Paralichthyidae.
CACUUUGGAUGCAACUAUUUUCUAGUAUUUCCGUCUCCUUGUUGUUGGAAGAGACUCAGUUAUUUAGUAUUUAUUGUGAGUUUGAAGAGAUUCAGUUCCAUCUCCUUGGUGUUUUCAAAGAAUCGAUCCUAAUGAUGAAGCCCCGUCUCCUGGUCCUGUACGGGAGUCAGACUGGAACCGCCCAGGACACGGCUCAGAGGAUCCUACGACAGGCCAAGAGGAAGUGGCUGCAGGUUCAAGUGUUGGCUCUGGAUAGUUACAACGUGGCCGACUUGAUCUCAGAGCCUCUGGUGGUUUUUGUGUGUUCCACCACCGGACAAGGAGAACCUCCAGACAACAUGAAGAACUUCUGGAGGUUUCUCUUCAAGAAGUCUUUACCUGUUGGAUCUCUCAGUCGACUGGACUGUGCAGUUCUGGGCCUCGGGGACUCGUCCUAUCCAAAGUUCAACUUUGUGGCCAAGAAGCUUCAUAAGCGCCUCCUGCAGCUCGGGGCCCGUGCACUGCUUCCUGUCGGGCUGGUCGAUGACCAACAUGAUCUGGGUUCGGACGCUGUGAUCGACCCGUGGCUCGCUUCAUUUUGGGAGAAGGUGUUUGUCUUGUGUCCGUCUGUGGCUGAUGUGGCUCCACUGAGGGACGAUGAACCACUCCCUCCAACAUACAUGUUCCACUUCCUGGAUGACGUGAAGGAGGAGGCCGACAACAGGCUGAGGAACACGGAGCAAACUGUCCACUCCGCGUCUCGACCCUUUCCCGCUAGACUGGUGUCCAACAGGAGAGUAUCAGACGUGUCCCACUUCCAGGAUGUGAGGCUCAUAGAGUUUGACAUCACUGGAUCCAACAUCGAGUUUGGUGCCGGUGACGUGGUGAACAUACGUCCCUGUAACGCACCAGAAGACGUAGGACAAUUCUGCCGUCUGCUGAGAUUAGAUCCAGAGGCCAGAUUCACGCUCAGAGCCACGGACAACACUGCAGUUCCAGCCAGACUUCCUCAGCCUUGCACUGUGCGCCACCUGGUGGAGAGCUACCUGGACAUCGCCGCUGUGCCUCGUCGCUCCUUCUUUGAGCUGCUGUCCACGUUCGCCACCAACGAGCUGGAGCGGGAGAAGCUGGUGGAGUUUAGCUCGGCUGUAGGUCAGACCGAGCUGCACAGCUACUGCAACCAACCGCGACGCACCGCACUGGAGGUUUUGGCAGAUUUCCCAAACACUACAGCCGAACUCAAAGUGGAUUAUCUCCUGGAUCUUUUCCCUGAGAUCCAGCAUCGAUCUUUCUCCAUCGCCUCCUCUCUCCAGGUUCAUCCAAACAGGCUUCAGAUCCUCGUCGCUGUUGUUCGCUACAAAACCAAGUUGUAUAAACCACGAAGAGGCCUCUGCUCCACCUGGUUAUCCUCCCUGGACCCUGAACAAGGGGACGUGUGCGUUCCUCUGUGGGUGAAGAAGGGAAGUCUGAAGUUCCCUACAGAGCAGGACACUCCUGUCAUCAUGGUCGGACCUGGAACAGGAGUGGCACCGUUCAGGUCGGCGUUACAAGAGAGGAGCGCUGAGGGAAAAACCGCCAACGUCCUGUUCUUCGGCUGUCGCUCCGAGUCCAAGGACUUUUACUUCAGGUCCGAGUGGGAGGAGAUGACGGAGGCCGGACAUCUGACCCUCUUCACUGCCUUCUCACGAGACCAGGAGGAGAAGGUGUACGUGCAGCACCGCGUGACGGAGAACGCUGCGCUCCUUUGGGAUCUGAUCGCUAAUAAACGUGGCUGCUUCUACAUCGCUGGAAAUGCUAAACAGAUGCCAGCCAGCGUGAGCGACGCUUUGAGAGGCGCGUUCCAGCAGGAAGGGGGUGUGUCCGCAGAGGAAGCCGAGCAAAUGCUGGUGGCCAUGGAGAGGGCGGGGCGACUCCAGAGCGAGACGUGGUCUUGAUCACGUGUUGACUGUGACACAGGAUCGAGGCGUGUUUGUUCACGAGCAUGUUUGAACAUUAAAGUUUGGUCUGUACCUUCAU